Molecule: messenger RNA, 3928 nt
Organism: Alosa alosa (allis shad)
Lineage: Eukaryota; Metazoa; Chordata; Actinopteri; Clupeiformes; Clupeidae
Gene: rx1
Product: retinal homeobox gene 1
Exons: 4
Coding region: 339-1325 (328 amino acids)
Biological process (GO): positive regulation of transcription by RNA polymerase II
Molecular function (GO): DNA-binding transcription factor activity, RNA polymerase II-specific; RNA polymerase II cis-regulatory region sequence-specific DNA binding
Source: RefSeq, a predicted model, not a curated record
GUGGGGUUAAAGAUUCAGAAAAGGCGCUCGACAAAAUAGGAGAGUGUUGUGUUUUAAAACAACAUUACCAACUGUUGAUGUAAAUUAAUCUGGGUGAGCGUCAAAAGUAAAUUGUCUUCCCGAGGGGCGAUUGAGCGGCUUUACGAAAGCGAAGGCGUGCUCUGCUCUUCUGCCAGAGAGGAACAGGUGGAAUAUCCUCGUAGGCUACUUCAGAUUGGAAUCACAUCCGCUAGGAGGUUCUGAUAUCAGUGGACCCCUCUGAAUCCUUCCUAAAUUUGGAUCUCCGCUGGAGCUAUAGCUUUUCUCCAAUAGCACUUGGGACAAUUCCUAACGUUCGAAUGCAUUUAUCACUGGAUAGCAUGAACAUGGUGGACGAAGGUUGCCUCUCGCCCAAUAACUUCCAUGAGAUGGUUAAAGGAGGUGGGGCGGCUGUGGGAACCCGAGUCCACAGCAUUGAUGUCAUCCUAGGCUUCAGUAAGGAGCAGGACCCCUUGCUUAACUCCUCUGGACAUGUUGGGCCCCAUAAAGUUGGAGUGGAGGGCCUAGGGGACCCCAGAAAGCAGGACCAAACCCACUCGUAUGGACACCUUUCCAGUCUGAGGGACAAUCCUGAGCAGCCCUCUUUUCAUGAUCCAGAGAUGUACUCGAACAAGUGUGAGGGGGGCAUGAAUGAACUCCACAAGGGUCUCGAUAGCGAGGCCAAAUCCCCGGAGCCCGCUGACGAGGAGCAGCCCAAGAAGAAGCACCGGCGCAACCGCACCACCUUCACCACCUACCAGCUGCACGAGCUGGAGCGUGCCUUCGAGAAGUCACACUACCCCGACGUUUACAGCCGCGAGGAGCUGGCCAUGAAAGUUAACCUCCCUGAAGUCAGAGUGCAGGUGUGGUUCCAGAAUCGCAGAGCCAAGUGGAGACGUCAGGAGAAGAUGGAUGCGAGCAGCAUGAAGCUCCACGACUCUCCAGUGCUGUCCUUCAAUCGGCCACCCAUGCACACCAACAUGGGACAGGUGACCAACUCUCUGCCCCUGGACCCAUGGCUGACAUCCCCACUGACCAGUGCCACGCCGGUGCACAGCAUCCCAGGGUUCAUGGGCCCGUCGCAGGGCCUUCAACCAGGAUAUACGAGCCAUGGCUUUCUAAACACCCCUCAGCCAAUGGGCCAAGCAAUGCAGACAAUGGCCCCGCCACCAUACCAGUGCCCUGCACCUUUCACUGAUAAAUACCCGCUGGAGGAUGUGGAUCAGCGAAGCUCCAGUAUUGCUUCUUUGAGGAUGAAAGCCAAGGAACACAUUCAGUCCAUGGACAAAACAUGGCAACCCAUGUGAUCAGUUGAUAAAUGGUUGUCACCUAACUGUGUCCUUUCACUCUCCAGGGGGCUAUUUGAUAUUGAGCACAUGAUGCGGGCAUCGGGAACAUUUUAUAUUUUUGUCCUGCUUCCUUUCUUGGCAUUGAAACAGUGACAGUGGGUUGAUAAUACGGUCCCUCAUGGUUAUGGCUGGCGUGCAGGCUGGAGUAUGGAGCAUGAUACUGAAAUGUGUCAAGUUUCUUGAGUGCCAUUGAACACCUGCAUAUUUGUCAAACAAAUGAACCUGAGCAAAAGAAGGACUACGGCUGAAAUGGAGCAAUGGGAUUGUAAAAACUGGAGUGUUUAUGACAAAUCUUGUGAAACAAACAUUUUCAAGACUUGAUUUUUUUUUUUAUUUGUGUGCUGAUUUGUUUUUAAAUCAGCAGUAGUUUGUACUUUUUGACCAACCUUAUUGGUUUGGUUGUGUUUCUCAUCUCAUGGUUUAUCCCAAAGACCUCACUCUUUGAAAGAGGAUUGUAUGAGGUCACUGUUGUCUUCCCUGUCAAAGAACAGCAUGCUUAUAUGCAUUCAUCUGGUCUAAAGUUUAUAUGCAUCAUGGUUCCAUUGCUCAAGGUGUGAUCCGCUCUACCACAGGAAUUUGAUAACAUAAAUAUUUUUAUACCAGGCUUUAUAAGAAAAAAUAUAUAAAUCUAUUCUACAGAUGUACACAUUUUUUUUAUCACACAUUUAUCUUCCAAAUUGAAACGCUGUAACUGCACAAAAAUGUAUGCAACUUUAAAGUUAGAGUACAUUAUGCAAAGCACACAUAGGCUACAGCUAAGGAAAUGAAUGAACUCUUUUUCCUUAAGGUAUGACAUAGCUACCCAUGUAUCAUUUACAUGUUGGAUUGUCAUGUAUAAUACUUCUUGAUAGAGUUUUUAGAUUUGGGAUUUAGUGGAGAGCAGUCUCUUUUGCAGAUCUGAGCAUACCUUUUAAAAUGCAAGGUUAAAUGUCUCAGAUUUGUGCUGUCAUAGAGAAACAGAAUUAGGGUCUAUAAUUGCAGGUUUAUGUCACUUUUGUUAUAACAAUGCCUAACAUGUAUAUCAACCUCCUGGAUGUUGGUAUGCUUCUCAAUAAUGAAGGGAUGAGUUGCAUACAAUAUGAAUAAUGCUCAAUCCCCUUCAGGGAAUAGCAUAGUAUUGACCCUGGUAUUUUGGUUGGAUUUGAUGACUUAAUAUUACAAGUCCAAUAAACUUUUACGAACGGCUAUGACGGAACUGUUGGCAGUCGCCCCAAAAGUUACUUUGACACUGAAGAAUUGGUAUAAUGUGAAUCUGUCAAGGGGUUUGGAGAUGUAGGUGGAAAAUAGGUUUCGACACAAAGCAUCUCAUUUUAUACCAAUCCUGACCAACUAGCUGGUGCAUCCGAGUCACAAGCAGUUUUAAAUAGUAGGGCACUGAAGCAGCAGAGGUCAACCAUAGAAGCCUCUUUGCUUCAGUGGUCAUUAGAGGAGAAAGCCUGUUGGCAGCUCAACCCUUCCAUCUCGGUCUGUACGUGCAGAGGAGCAGAAGGGGACCUGACUGAUGUGUCACCCCACUAGGCUUCGCCAUUGUUCGGCUCAAUUGAUCCAAGCCCAUCUCCUUUGUUUAAAGUUCCUAAGGAAAAACGGUCAUGGGCCACACUACAAGGUCUCUACACCAGCACUCAGAUAUGGAAUAAUGAAAAAAAAGAAGAAAAAAACGACAUUGUCUCUAAAAGACAUUUUAAAAUAAGGUCUGGGGUGUAUGGGCUCUUUUGCUGAACUCCACUGACGUGUAAUUCCGCUACUGUUCACCACAUUAGUCAUGUGAAAGUAAUUAUGCACACUGACCCUGAUAAAAGUGAUCUGUUUUAAUUGAAUUCCCCAUUGUUCUCCUCAGCUUUGUUAAGUAGCAUCACAUUCUGAAAGGUGCCCUGAAGAUGAGUGUACUGUAUUUUCAUAGCGGGGAAAAGGGAGGGUAAAAGCCCUUCCACACAGAAGUGCAAUUGGACUAUUUUUUUAAAGGAAACUUGAAUAGUCUGUGCUGACAGGCAAUAGCAAACACAAUGUUCACAGUCAAUUCCAUUUUUUUCUUCUUCUCCUGCUGGUCCUUUUUUUUUAAAAAUAAUUUUGGUGGAACACAGGGUAUCAGCCUGUUCAAAAGGUAGUGAAUUUUUUUAAUUGUUUUCAUAUAGGAUGUCCUAUUAAAAGUGUUGUUGUGUUUUUUAAGGAGGAUCUCUAUUUUAUGGAGAGAGAGAUAUAGUUGUUUGAAUACCAAUGAGCUAUCCUGAAUUCCCUACUUUCCCUUUUAGUUUCAUCACCUUGCCUCUAUCUUCCAUGCAAAGAAAAAAACAAACCAACACAAAUCCUGAAAAAAUCAUUCGCUAAGCCAUGCAAAACUUUUAUUCCUGCCUUUGAUGACAUAAUUCUUUUUUGGACUGAAUGUAAGCCAAAGUUGAAAGCUGUCUUACCCUCUGGAGGUAAAUGCACAGGUGAUCAACCUGUGGUCAUCUUUAAACAUACCAUAGUAUAGAUUAUGUAAUAUUCUGUAAUGUCAUUUGAUACAUUGUUGACAUCUUCAUGUCCAUGUUCUGCACAACUAUGAUUAAAAAUAAACUCUAGUU